This is a messenger RNA of Acanthopagrus latus (yellowfin seabream), 1899 nucleotides long. It is a transcript of the gene plekhj1, whose product is annotated as pleckstrin homology domain containing, family J member 1. The transcript is spliced from 6 exons. The record is from RefSeq and is a predicted model, not a curated record. Gene Ontology annotation, cellular component: trans-Golgi network; recycling endosome; early endosome. Lineage: Eukaryota; Metazoa; Chordata; Actinopteri; Spariformes; Sparidae. The coding region runs from base 311 to 787 and encodes 158 amino acids. Gene Ontology annotation, biological process: receptor recycling; endosome organization; retrograde transport, endosome to Golgi.
CUACCAGUGAGGAGUGUCGCUGCCAAACCAAGAGGAGUGAGUGUGUGUGUGUGUGUGUGUGUGUGUGUCCGGUGUGUGGCGUGAAGGAGAAGUCCGACACCGCGAAGUUAGCUUGACUGCAGAAAUGACCAAACACACUCCGUCACUUUCAGACGACAGCGGACAACGAGUCGGGGACGUUUAGUCGACGGGUAACUCGUUAACUUCCUCUGACUACUCUCCUUGUCCGUGGUUGUGUCCUCGGUCCUGGGAAUGUCUCCGCCGCAGUGAAAGUGUGUGGACCGUGUUUUUACUGCGUCAGUGGACCGUGAUGCGUUUCAACGAGAAGGAGCUGGUGUCUCUGAGCCGCCAGCCGUCAGAGAAGGCGGCCGAGCUGGGGAUGAGAGGACCGAAGAAGGGAGAUGUUGUGAAGAAGAGGCUGGUUAAACUCAUCGUUAACUUCCUCUUUUACUUCCGGACUGAUGAGGAAGAGCCAAUUGGAGCUUUGCUGCUGGAGCAGUGUCGGGUGGAGAGGGAGGACAGCCAGACCUUCUCUAUUGCAUUUCUAGAUGAAGCAGAGAGGAAGUAUCAGUUUGAGUGUGACUCUGAAGAGCAGUGUGGCGAGUGGGUCGACGCCAUUAUCAAGGCCAGUUACGAGUUCAUGAGGAAGAACCUGAUAUUCUAUCGAACUGAAAUCCACAGGCUCACUGGCAAGGACCCUCUGGAGCAGUAUGGUAUAUCAGAUGAAACUCGCUUCCAGGUGAGCAACGGCCUGCAGCUCGUGGCUAGAGAUACCUCCUCCCUGUAGUCCUGCAUCCAGUGUCCAGAUGUACUUUAUUUCAUUUUAGUUCAACCUGCCAUUCCAACAUUCACUCCUCACUGGUUUGAAAAAGUUACUUUAAGCGCUCAAGCUUGUUAGAUCUCUCACUGCGCUGAAUGUAUUUGCGUACCUCUUGAUAUUCUUAUGCUGACGCCAUGUAAAAGUGAUGGCUCUGAUUAUUUCCUCCAUGUCAUUGUCAAUCAUUACAGGUAACGUAGGGCUGUAGUGGAAAACUCAACAACAUUGUCUUAUUUUCACUUUGCUUGGUUAAUUAGUUGUAUAAAACAUGUUUUAUACUGUUUUUUUUUUCUACUAGACAUACUGUUCUUUUUAGACAAUGUAAUUUUUAGAGCCUUUGAUUUUACUUGUGCUGUAGAGUGCGGCUGUGACUUUCUUUCAGGACUAUUUUAAUAUCAAGAUGACUUUGUUUAAAGAAAAUCAACCCAAGACAUCUGAAUAUUUCAUGUAAACCACUGUUAUGAAACAGGUGAACAGACAGGAUUUGAAGAAGUUCAUUGUUAUCACACACCUUGCCCAAAUCAGAAAACCUUCAGCAGCAUUCACUGUUCUGAUUUUAACUGCAUGGGCCCUUCAAUCUGCUGAGUUGAGCCUCUCGUUUCACUUUUUUUAUGUGAAAACAAAAAAAAUGUUUAGCUACUAUUAAUAUGCAUUCAUCAUGUAGCCCAUUUAGUUUAAAAAACUAUACAUUUGCACAUUACUGGUUGUUGAGGGUUGUUUUUUUGUUAUUAUAAUUUCAACAAUGUACUUGAACAUACUGUACCUUUUUCUGUGGCACUUUCCUUUAGCUAAACUGUUGGACCAUGUUGAGAUACCAGACUCCUGAUGGGAUUUAUUAAAAAAUACGUUAAUAUUAAUAUACAGUGUGGCAUUGCUGGAUGCUGCUUAUUUGUCAAAAUGUUUUUUUUCCGGCAGUCGGGAGUCUAUAACCACAAAGAGGAUAUGCCACUGAAUGUGUUUUAUUUUAACCUGCUGCACAUCAAAUGUGUUGAGUCUGUUUUUACUUCGUGUUAGAUUAUACUUGUUUCACUGGCAUCCUAUUUUUUUUUUAACUAAUAAAACCAUUUGAAAAAUACAAAUAA